AUGGCAUCAAUCAAGCUGUAGAAAAUUAAUUAAGAAGAAGCAAUUAUAUAUAUAAGGCGAAAAAUGACCAAGAGUGCGGCAGCGAUUCCGGUGUUCCUGUUUGCAGCCAUCGGGCUCUUGGCUGCCACUUGCGCUGCCCGUUCUCAUGUUUUUCUCCCAUCUGAAAGCAACGGAGAACUGGGAGUCGCACGUCUCGGCAACGACUUCGAUCUAAUUCCCUGCAACGAGUGUGGCGACAUUUGCCUACUGACAUUCCCACCGCGAUGCCAGUGCAAGGAUGUGACUCCUGAUUGCCGCCCAGGCUGCACACUCUGUGAAGAAGUUUUCUACGGGAAUGUAGUAAUUAAAGGUCACCGCUGCCUGGACUUUGACUUCUACGACUGCAAGAACCUGCCCACCACCGCUACUCCCAAACCAAUCAACUGAUCAAAUCCAUCUUUGUAUUGUAUGCUGCUAGCUACCGCAGCUAACUAUCUAUGCUGGCUGCUUAAUUAAAUAAGAGAGGAAUGCCAAAUGAAUGAAUGAUUGUAUGGCGACGGUGUUGUUAUUAAUCAAUGCUAGCUAUCUACCUAUUUAAAAAUAAUGAGAGAUCGAGGAACGGAAACUCUCUGGUGAA
This is a messenger RNA of Asparagus officinalis (garden asparagus), 616 nucleotides long. RefSeq lists its product as uncharacterized. Gene Ontology annotation, cellular component: extracellular region. The record is from RefSeq and is a predicted model, not a curated record. The coding region runs from base 64 to 426 and encodes 120 amino acids. NCBI's taxonomy places the organism in Eukaryota, Viridiplantae, Streptophyta, Magnoliopsida, Asparagales, Asparagaceae. The transcript has 2 exons. Gene Ontology annotation, molecular function: serine-type endopeptidase inhibitor activity.